UCUGACGUCCUCCCCGCCACUGAAUCGGAAGUUCUGGCCCGCAGUUGCGUGGAAAUGAGCACUGAUGGGCGGAGUGGACUUCGGCCCGGCAAGGGGAGCACCGAAGGGGUGACGGCUGGAAAGGGGAAGACGGAUGGGGUGGCAGUGACUUCUACUACUGCUGCCUCGGCCUCCUGCCAGUACAGGUGCAUCGAAUGCAACCAGGAGGCCAAGGAGUUGUACCGAGACUACAGCCACGGCGUGCUGAAGAUAACCAUCUGUAAAUCCUGCCAGAAACCUGUAGACAAAUAUAUCGAGUAUGAUCCUGUUAUCAUCUUGAUUAAUGCUAUUUUAUGCAGAGCCCAGGCCUACAGGCAUAUUCUUUUCAAUACCAAAAUAAAUAUGCACGGAAAACUCUGCGUGUUUUGUUUGCUUUGUGAAGCAUACCUGAGAUGGUGGCAGCUUCAAGAUUCGAGCCGGAGCAUUGAUCCUGAUGACUUUAUCAGAUAUGCUAAAGAGUGGGAUUUCUAUAGAAUGUUUGCAAUUGCUUCUCUAGAACAAACUGCCUAUUUUACUGGCAUUUUUACUUUCCUGUGGGUAGAACGACCCAUAACAGCGAAAAAAACCCUCAACUUGGCUUUGCUGCUGAAAGCGUUGUUGUUAUCUAGCUACGGAAAACUCUUUAUGAUACCGGCUGUCAUUUGGGAACACGACUACACACCCCUGUGCCUCAGACUCAUUAAACUAUUUGUCCUUACGUCCAAUUUUCAGGCAAUUAGAGUGACCCUAAACAUCAACCGCAAGCUCUCCUUUUUGGCCAUCUUGAGUGGCUUACUGGUGGAGAGCGCCAUGGUCUACUUCUUCCAGAGGAUGGCAUGGGCUGUUGGAAGUGACUGUGCCAUCUAUAAAUCUCAAGACUUUUGAAGAGCAGAAUGUGCCACUCUGAAUACUUCAUUUAUCAUCCAGUCUCCUUUUUUUUACUCUCUGGGGCAUGACCAGCUGCAUCCGUAAAAUAGAAGGCGUAAAAUACAAACCAAGCUUCUCGUUAUUGUUGUGUAAAAUGAAGCAAAGAUUUGGAUACACUUCCUGAAAAAGAAAGCAACGGUUAUGGCGUUGGGGACUCCUAACCCUACCACCCCACCCCUACAUGUAGGAAACAACUAAACCACAUACAGACACACAACAGAGACGCUCACACAAACCCAAGGAACUAAUGCAGGCAACAAGUGAAGAUGUAUGUGUACAUUAUAGAUGGUUCAGGCAAGCAUCUGAAUUGAAGGAACAUGAAUUCAUGAGUCACACAUAAGAAAGGAUAUUUGUUCAUUCCUUUGACAUAUUUAUAUCUUUUUAAUUUAAAUGUUAAUGGUUAAAAUAUUUUGUGUUCUUACAAGAGAAAGGCUUUUCUCUCAAUGCAGUCACAAUAAACUCAGCUUUUGUGAAUAUUUAAUUCAGUAUCUUCCCCUGUAACUAAGUUCCUCUUUAAAAUCAGCUGAUCCAAAAAUAAAUAACUAAAAACAACUGAAUUGUCCACUUAACAGGAGUGAAUUAUAUCUCAAUAGAGCUGUUAUUAAAUAAAUAAAUAUCACCUCUCCUUUUCUCUCU
Physeter macrocephalus (sperm whale) is the source of this 1581-nucleotide messenger RNA. It is a transcript of the gene ARV1, whose product is annotated as ARV1 homolog, fatty acid homeostasis modulator. Gene Ontology annotation, cellular component: cortical endoplasmic reticulum; Golgi apparatus. The transcript is spliced from 6 exons. Lineage: Eukaryota; Metazoa; Chordata; Mammalia; Artiodactyla; Physeteridae. Gene Ontology annotation, biological process: sterol metabolic process; intracellular sterol transport; sphingolipid metabolic process. The record is from RefSeq and is a predicted model, not a curated record. The coding region runs from base 55 to 903 and encodes 282 amino acids.